AUGCUCCGUUUUCCUGCAGCCAUCAAGUUUCCAUCUUCCCGUCACCAGCCGUCGACUAGCAUCCGACUGCCGUCAUCCCGCCGGCGACCCGCAAUGGGCAUCGCGCGCACGUGGAACGUGGAGUCGACGGUCAAGGUCGCCUUCGCCGUGGUCGUCGGCAGCACGCUCGUCAGCUCCUACCUUUACGCGAGCAAGUUGAAGGCGCAAGCAGCAGCAGGGCCACCGAAGAAGUGA
Molecule: messenger RNA, 234 nt
Organism: Closterium sp. Naga37s-1
Lineage: Eukaryota; Viridiplantae; Streptophyta; Zygnematophyceae; Desmidiales; Closteriaceae
Source: the annotation of a GenBank genome assembly